Messenger RNA from Lingula anatina, 1710 nucleotides. RefSeq lists its product as uncharacterized. Gene Ontology annotation, cellular component: nucleoplasm. Gene Ontology annotation, molecular function: DNA-binding transcription repressor activity, RNA polymerase II-specific; RNA polymerase II cis-regulatory region sequence-specific DNA binding. Lineage: Eukaryota; Metazoa; Brachiopoda; Lingulata; Lingulida; Lingulidae. Gene Ontology annotation, biological process: regulation of transcription by RNA polymerase II. The record is from RefSeq and is a predicted model, not a curated record.
UUGAUUAGGUACUUCAAAUCUACUGGUCUCAGUUCCGACCUGGAUGAUUCUUCUGAUGAAGAAAUCGGUGACACCAGUGGGCAGACCCACCAAAAGGAAGUGGGAAGCAAGAAAAUGGGCAAAAGGAAAAUAAGAUAUAAGCAGAGUGGCAGUGGAUGGGUUGAUAUUGGUGCUCAAAUAGAUAGAUGGAAUGUAGUGCGGGAAAAACUACAAAUUAUGCAACAUCCCGAAGUGGCUAAACUGCUGUUAGAUACGUACUUCAAAUCUACUGGUCUCAGUUCAGACCUGGGUGAUUCUUCCGAUGAAGAAAUUGGUGACACCAGUGGGCAAUGCAAGCCAAGACAGGAUAAUCCACAUAGUCAAGAAGCUGAAGGCAGUGUUCCAGUAUCACUUGGAACAGAUAAUGAUAUUCCGGAUCAAAUAUUGAAUUUCAAAAUAGAUUCAGAUUCCGUUGACAUGUUUACAGGUGAAAAUAUGUGUGAAAAGACUGAUGCUAUAGUUGUCAGCCAGAGCAAAGAAAUUGAAAAAGGACCUCAGAAUCUUGAGGUUCAUCAGAAUGACAUUAGUGAGGAAGUAAGUAAUGACCCAGAAAAGGAUAAUGGUUUUAAAGAUCAAAAUGAUGGAAAUCUUGAAGCAGAUGAUGAAGAUUUCGAGUCCAAAGGUGAGGAAAGUGAUGAUCUUUAUGAACCAAGUGAUGAAGAUCUUGAAACAGAUGAUGAUAGUAGUGAGGGAAGUGACGGUGCUUAUGAACCGGGAGAUGAAGGAUAUGUACAAAACAAAAGAAAAUGCCAAAAAUGUCACAGGUUUAUUCCAAAGGCAUCAUUUAAGAAGCAUCAAGAAGUGCAUAAGAAGAAACAGAAGAUGGAAUGCAUAUACUGUGGUAGUUGUUUUGAAAAUGUGGAGGAAUUUAAUGCACAUGUGCAUGAAACAAAACCUAUCCAUGAAUGUCAGUUCUGUGGAAAUUUCUUUGAACUCCACAGGGAAUUCAGUAAACAUGUCAAAGCGUGCCAAAAAACAAGAGAAAAUGGGACAGAAAAGAAGUCAUAUGUUUGCCAUUUGUGUGGUAAAAGUUAUCCUUCUGCAAAUUCCCUCAAGAAACACGAGAAAUGUCACAUAAGUGGAUCAUAUUUUUGUCAGUACUGCCUAAAAGAAUUUGAGUUUAAAUGUGCUGCUAAAGCUCAUGAAAAAACACAUGCAGAGGCAAAUAUAUACAUUUGCAAACAUUGCGGAAAAGUUUGUGCCAAUAAAAGAAGUUGUAGAGCACAUGAAAAGACACACUCUGCACAGGCAGCCAAGAAAACACAAAACAAAAUGAGUUUUUUAUGCCAAAUUUGUGGCAAGAGUUUACAACGAAAAGAUAGUAUGAAGAUGCAUAUUAGACAACACACUGGUGAAAGGCCUUACCAAUGCCAGAUUUGCUUUAAGUCCUAUGUUGAUACUGUCCAUCUCAAACGGCAUAUGUUAAUUCACCAAAGCCAGCAUCUGUUCAAAUGCAAUUUCUGUGAGAAGUCUUUUCCACGAAAAGAUGCCUAUGUUAGUCAUAUGAGAGUGCACACAGGGGAGAAACCUUACAAAUGUAGCUACUGCCCUGAAGCCUUUUCUCACAAUGUCAGUCGUAAGGCACAUGAAAAAGUUCACAGCGAAAGAAAAUGAACAUUAAAUUUGUUUUUAGCUCAACCUUUUAAUAAUCUCUUAUAAUUUGUUUUGUAU